Molecule: messenger RNA, 639 nt
Organism: Colletotrichum godetiae
Lineage: Eukaryota; Fungi; Ascomycota; Sordariomycetes; Glomerellales; Glomerellaceae
Exons: 1
Coding region: 1-639 (212 amino acids)
Source: RefSeq, a predicted model, not a curated record
AUGACUUUGGUAACCCCUCUGACGUCACGGGAUGAGCAAGAUGAUUGGAUAGUAGGAGAGAUCGCAUACGCCGAAACGUACAAUAUCACCCUUCAGGCUGGCGACACGGGCAUCGGCAAACGAGGAAUGCUCAUAGCUCGUUAUAACGACGGCGAAGGCCACUACUUAGGUUCUGACGGCGAUCAUCGUUAUGCUUCGGGCGUCAAGUGCUGGAACGACUACUAUGUUGUCGAACAGAACCUUUACAACGACCCUUGGCGCCAGGCCUCCAGCAAAGUUUACUGCACCAAGAGCCAGACCUGCCAGGCAACUCAGGGCGUUAACAACCAGGUCUGCGAGACCACUUCAUUCGAAAUCUCGGCCGGAAUCACGGCCGAGUUUGUAACCGCCAGUAUCAGCGUUGGCCACCAAACGCAGACUUGCAGCCAAUCGACCUCGUUAACUGCGUGCACCUGGAAUGAUCAAGGUUGCCACGUCAUUUGGAGCCAACAGCAGAUGUUGAGUCAGAAGGGGUACCAGAGACGAAGAUGCACGAGCAGCAACGGAGACUACACGGCAUGGACCAAGUUCUUGGAGAAGAAGGCUCCCACGGAGUUCAAGAAUUACGGAUGUGGAAGCUCUUGCAAUGACAGUUUCUAA